ACAUUCAUUCAUACCUUAUACUUCCUCAACCUUGUUUGACAACAAACAUACAUGUGAUUAUUAAUUUUGACAACAAAACAAUGUUUGAAAUAAUUAAUUGUUAACAAAAAUAUAGAUUUUUAUUAGGUUGAAUCAUUAAAAUAAAUAAGAUGCCACCAAAAUCAAAAAAGUUACCUGCAAAAGUAGAGCAAAAUUCAAAAGCUCUAAGCAGUACUCUAAGUACAAUAUCCUCAGAAUCUACAAGAAGUGGACUUACAAUUGAGGCUGAAGACAGAUUUGAAGUAGAACUCCUUUGGUGUAUUCAACAAUUACAAACUCUUCUAAUAGAUGGAAAAAUGACGGAUAAACAAUUAUAUAUUGCUAGUAAAAAUCUCAAUACUUUAAAAAGUAAUUCUGCUUCAUUGAUAAAAAAGCGACAAAUUAUGAGAAAUACAUUUGGUGAUUAUAGGGCAAAAAUGUCAGAAGAUGAAAAAAAAUAUAAAAAAUCAAACUCUACUAUAAAAUUCACAUCUCCAACAUCAACAAAAAAUAAUUCUACAUUUUUAAAAAAAUCACAUAUAAAGCCUAUUUCAGAUUCUAAUUUAGAUAACGAAUCUCAAAAAUCCACCAUUUCAACAAGUAGUUUAUUUAAUUCUGAUGUAACAAAUGAACCAUUCAAAUUUAAUUUUACACAACCAGAAGAUUAACAAAUAAAGAAUUUUAUAUAAAAAAAAA
Molecule: messenger RNA, 714 nt
Organism: Leptopilina boulardi
Lineage: Eukaryota; Metazoa; Arthropoda; Insecta; Hymenoptera; Figitidae
Product: UPF0488 protein CG14286
Exons: 2
Coding region: 150-686 (178 amino acids)
Source: RefSeq, a predicted model, not a curated record